Messenger RNA from Salvelinus fontinalis (brook trout), 2290 nucleotides. RefSeq names its product transport and Golgi organization protein 1 homolog. The record is from RefSeq and is a predicted model, not a curated record. The transcript has 7 exons. The coding region runs from base 44 to 1138 and encodes 364 amino acids. Gene Ontology annotation, cellular component: endoplasmic reticulum exit site; endoplasmic reticulum membrane. Gene Ontology annotation, biological process: vesicle cargo loading; protein secretion; endoplasmic reticulum to Golgi vesicle-mediated transport. Lineage: Eukaryota; Metazoa; Chordata; Actinopteri; Salmoniformes; Salmonidae.
CCUGGAGAACCAGUACAAGACCCUGCAGCAGAAGAUUGACAUCAUGACCGAGAUGUACCAGCAGAAGGAGAACGCUUUGCAGCAGAAGCUGACCAAGGAGGAGUUUGAGCGCCCCAACAAGGAAGACCGGCUGACGGAGAUGGACGGCAAGGCCCUAGAGGAGGAGGUCAAGGUGUGUAGGCAGCGUGUUACGGAGAUCCAGGACGAGCUGAAACGGACCGUGAAGUCCUACAAAGCCCAGAUCAUUGAGCAGGAGCAGAAAUCUCACGAGAACUGGGUGAUUGCACGCGCCACAGAGCGAGCUCUGUUCGACGAGAAGAAGGAAACAACUAACCUUCAUAACUUACUGCCUGACAUGUCCAGCAAGCUGAAUGAGCUCCGUAGGCCUCUGUUCAAGCCCACCCCUGGGAUGGCUCCCAUGCCUCUCCGACUAGGUGAUUCGUACGGGCCCUCACCUGUGAGUGGAGGUGCCCCUUCCCCCCCCUCUCAUGAUAGAAGUUCACGGAUGCGAAGGAACAAGCCCUAUCAACUCUCGACCUCAGGGUCCUGGCUCCCUGCUGGUCUCUCCCAUCAGCUCCCCCCCCCUGACUCAAGUCUUAGAUCAGUCAUCAGCCAUCCCUCCGGACUCUGCUACCGUCCCCUUCCCGGAGCCCACCACAUCCCUCCUCCCCCACCCUUCAUGCCUCCCGUGUACCGACCAGACAACGGACACUCAGGCAUGAUGCCUCCUGGACCCCCACCGCCUAACGGACACCCGCCUAGUCCCAUGAUACCACCCGGACAUCGGCCUCCACCUCCUGGGGCUUACGGUCCCCCUUCCCCACACAACCGGUACCUUCCUCCACCUUCUCACUAUGGACCGGUGCCUCCCCUAUUCGGACCCCCACAUACCUACGUGCACUAUGGACCACUUGAUCACUCCAUCCCACUCCGACACCUGCCCCCUGGGGUGGCCCCAUUCCCUCCUCAUGUCGGCCCCAAAGACUUCCCUGUGCAGCCACUGGUCCCAGAUGGCCAUGACUCUUCAGUGGGCCCCCAGCCCGGCGCUGGCCCCCAGGGCCAGGGGCAAGACUACAGCUCCCAGCAGGCAACAGCUGCCCCCCAGGACUCAGUCAGCUCUGCCAUGGCAGAGCCUUAGACACCUACCAAACGUUAACGACCCAGCUACAUUUAAUCAACCACGAUUCAUCUCUUUAUUUUUUCAUUUUCGUUUUUAAUUGGCUGAAAAUAAAUAGCAUAUGAUAUACUUGCAAACAACAGAAGUAUCUAAAAAGUUAGUGUUCCUAUUAAAGCAUCAGAAAAUCAAUGUCUUAUGUUUCGUGUCUGAAAUGUAAUAAUGACUUGAAGAGGAGUAGAACUGAGGCUUGUUACUCUGCAAGAAGUCCUAUUGUGCAAUAACAAUUCUAUUGUAUGACUGAGGAUUUUAAGUUUUUCAAAGGGUAUUAUGUUUAUUUUGUAUUAAUUUCACAAUGUUAUCAUGGUUUCCUGUGGAAAUUAUUCAAAAUAAAUGGACCCCAAGCUUUUGGGUUGCUUGAUCGAUCAUUUCAGAAGUACCAUAUUAUCUUAACUCUUCCCCAAACUCUCUUCAGAAUGAACUGAAAAGGAAAGUUGUGUAAGUUGAAAGUCAAAGAUGUAUUUACUGUUCUUAGGAUAUUUUAUUAAUAAAACUGGUAAAAGGUACUGCAGUUGUCUAUUGUUCAUAUGAAGCAUGACAACUUUUGUGAUCCAUUUUAGUUUGAAAGGAAAUGUCUGACAGUGCAUUUUGUUUUGUAUAGGUAGCUAUAUUACAUGUGAAAAGCCAGUAAUCACCCACUAACUGAACACCUGUCAUAUGACCUUCACAUUUGUUUCUUUUUUUGAUCUUAUGUUACAUCAGGGAUGCAUCACAUUUUUCUAAUUAUUUUCAAUAAAAAGAAAAUAACAAAAAAAUGUUGCACGUGACUAAAGACUAUUUGCAUUAAAUGUAUAUCAUUGCAUGCUUUGGUUAGAAAUGUUUUACUCUCUGUAGGUCCCAGAACGUUUCUUUGUACCCACCGACAAUAUUUACCACUACCAAAACACUUGAGUGAUUAUUGGCAUAUCUGGAAUGUUAUGAUGUACACUGUUAUCGAGGCUGUCAAAUGACUGUGUAGUGGGGCUCUGCUCUGCCUGUCACCAACAUACUGUACACUGAAAGUGGUGCUGAGUGAAUGACACAGGGAAAAGUAAGGGCAUACAAGGGAUUGAUGAGUCUUAUGCUAUAGUCCAGGAUUUCCCAAACUCAGUCCUUUUGCCCUAGCGCUACACAGUU